CAUCUGCGCCGAUGUCUGCGCAGACAAAUCGUUGAGUGUGGACCGGGGUUAAGAGUUGAGAUUUGUCGAAGUACAUGUUUGUGUCACAGGAAAGAUGUUAACUGGAGUGGCUGUGCCUUCUGUUAGAAAAUGUUAUUCUUUUUUGAUUGGAAGAAGAUUUCAUUGUGUCUUAGAACACUGUUGUUAUAAUCAUAACACGGGAAAGAAUUAUGCUGUGACAUCGAGAAAAGAUCAUACUGGUACUAAUGUGGAUAGCGAUAGUAGUUUGUGUUACCUACAUUUCAAAAAUGGCUUUAGUGAUGAUUUAAAAAUGCGUGUCGCACAAAAUAUGAUCGUAAUUGAAGAUUUUGUAACAGAAGGGGAAGAGAAAUCGCUGUUUGAAGAAGUGGAACCAUAUAUGAAAAGAUUACGAUACGAAUUUGAUCACUGGGACGAUGCCAUACAUGGGUAUCGUGAGACCGAACGUUCAAACUGGAAUGCAGCAAACUCAGUGAUAAUACAGAGAGUGAGAGAAGCUGCUUUUCCACCCGGAACACCUCAGCUAAGUUUGGUGCAUGUAUUGGACCUGGCUGAGGAUGGGUUCAUAAAAGCACAUGUUGACAGUGUAAGGUUCUGUGGGAACACAAUUGCAGGGUUGAGCUUGCUGUCAGACUGUGUAAUGAGGCUAGUUCACACGGAAGAUAAGUCGGCUAUUGUUGAUGUCUUGUUGAGGAGGAGAUCACUUUAUAUUAUGAAGGAUAUUGCAAGAUAUGACUUUACUCAUGAAGUUUUGGGCAAAAAGAAUUCAAAGUUCAGAAAUCAAGAAAUUGUACGUGGGAGGAGGUUGUCGGUAAUCUGCAGAAAUGAGCCAGAGCCCACAAAAAAGUGACACAGAAGAAGAAGAAGAAGAAGAAGAAGAAGAAGAAGAAACUAAGUUUACAUAGUAUCACAGAAAGUGGGGCUCAAAUCUCCUCACAGCCAUCCCGAUUUAGACUUUGCGUGGUCUUCCUAUAUCACUUAGGCAAAUGAUGGGAUGGUUCCUCAGACAAAACAAGGCAUAUUUCCUUCCCCAUUCUGAGGUUGUUUUUAUUUAUGUUAAUUACCUUGACAGCUAAGGGACAUUGAAUCCUGAUUUCUGCCCAUUCUUUAAAUAUGUUUUGUAAGCUCCUAGACGUUACAAACUCUUUGCUACUACUGUUUACUCGUAACACCUUUUUGGAAAAUGGCUGUUAUUGAUCCAAUUACCAGGCUGCUAUUGAAAUCCAUGUUUUGACACACUUGUUUUUUGUUGUUCUGAUGUGGAAAUGUGUCUCAAGACAUUGACAUUGUAUUGGUCAAAGAGAGAAGCCUUUUUCAAUUUAAAUGUAGCCAUUCUGAAUUAUUGAAAUAUGUUAUAAUGAUGAAGAUGUGACAGAAUUGCCUGUUAAAUAUGCAACCAAUAAGAGAUGCUAAGGACAGACAAGCCUUGCUUUUAAAUUACAGAAGUGUACCUGAUACUGAAAAACAUUGUAAAGUGAAAUAUUCAAGAAAAAUGACAUCAGCUUGUAGCAUUUCACGUAUGUUGAAUAAAUAGUAUUAUAAUUUCUAAA
Molecule: messenger RNA, 1568 nt
Organism: Schistocerca americana (American grasshopper)
Lineage: Eukaryota; Metazoa; Arthropoda; Insecta; Orthoptera; Acrididae
Product: alpha-ketoglutarate-dependent dioxygenase alkB homolog 7, mitochondrial
Exons: 4
Coding region: 95-868 (257 amino acids)
Biological process (GO): DNA damage response; fatty acid metabolic process
Cellular component (GO): mitochondrial matrix
Source: RefSeq, a predicted model, not a curated record